UUUUGACCAGGAAAGGAGCAGCGGCCGGCAGGGUCUUCUGGUAGUGGGAGCACCACCUCCGCACAGUCACCUCGCAUCAGUGGAGUCUGCUCUCUGCAGCCCCCCAACUGUCUCUCUCCCCCCUUUAACGCAAGGCCCCUCGUCUCAAGGAGGUUCUUGCCGUCACGGCGCCAGCGUCCGACUGCUGAGUUACUUUUUUUUUCCUGAUAAGCUGAGGGGGACGUGAGAAGUCCAGUCAGAGGCGGCACGAUGACAGCUGUCGAAACCCAAAUGACAUACAGCAACUCGUACACGAUCCAUCAUGAAGAGACGUACAUGACCCAGGAGGAGGACUGGGACAGGGACCUGCUGCUGGACCCUGCCUGGGAGAAGCAGCAGAGGAAGACCUUCACAGCUUGGUGCAACUCCCACUUGAGGAAGGCCGGGACACAGAUCGAGAACAUUGAAGAGGAUUUUAGAAAUGGCCUCAAACUCAUGCUCCUGCUGGAGGUCAUUUCAGGCGAGAGGCUGCCCAAGCCUGAUAAGGGCAAGAUGCGUUUCCACAAGAUCGCCAACGUGAACAAAGCCCUGGACUUCAUCUGCAGCAAAGGAGUCAAGCUUGUGUCCAUCGGUGCUGAGGAAAUUGUUGAUGGUAACGUGAAGAUGACUCUUGGUAUGAUCUGGACCAUCAUUCUGCGUUUCGCCAUCCAAGACAUCUCUGUCGAAGAGACAUCUGCCAAGGAGGGUCUGCUGCUGUGGUGCCAGAGGAAGACUGCCCCCUACAGGAACGUCAAUGUGCAGAACUUCCACAUCAGUUGGAAGGAUGGCCUGGCUCUGUGUGCCCUCAUCCACAGACACAGACCUGACCUGAUCGACUACUCCAAACUGAGAAAGGACGACCCCAUUGGUAACCUGAACACCGCCUUUGAGGUUGCUGAGAAGUUCCUGGACAUCCCAAAAAUGCUUGAUGCUGAAGAUAUUGUGAACACACCCAAGCCUGAUGAGAAGGCCAUCAUGACCUACGUGUCCUGCUUCUAUCAUGCCUUUGCCGGAGCUGAGCAGGCUGAGACAGCUGCCAACCGUAUCUGCAAAGUUCUGGCUGUCAAUCAGGAGAAUGAGAAGUUGAUGGAGGAGUACGAGAAGCUGGCGAGUGAGCUGCUGGAGUGGAUCCGCCGCACCAUCCCCUGGCUGGAGAACCGUGUGGCUGAGCAGACGAUGCGCGCCAUGCAGCAGAAGCUGGAGGACUUCCGUGACUACCGCCGCGUCCACAAGCCGCCCCGCGUCCAGGAGAAAUGCCAGCUGGAGAUCAACUUCAACACCCUGCAAACAAAACUGAGGCUCAGCAACAGACCUGCCUUCAUGCCCUCCGAGGGCAAGAUGGUUUCGGACAUUGCCAAUGCUUGGAAGGGUCUGGAGCAAGUGGAGAAGGGCUACGAGGAGUGGCUCCUGACUGAGAUCCGCCGCCUGGAGAGACUGGACCAUCUGGCUGAGAAGUUCAAGCAGAAGUGCCACAUGCACGAAUCCUGGACUUCAGGUAAGGAGGACCUGCUGUCCCAGAAGGACUACGAGUCGGCUUCUCUGAUGGAGAUCCGAGCCCUGAUGAGGAAGCACGAGGCAUUUGAGAGCGACCUGGCUGCUCACCAGGACAGAGUGGAGCAGAUCGCUGCCAUCGCCCAAGAGUUGAAUGAGCUGGACUACCACGACGCUGCCACCAUCAACACCCGCUGCCAGGGUAUCUGUGACCAGUGGGACAACCUCGGCACCCUGACCCAGAAGAGGAGGGACGCCCUGGAGCGUGUGGAGAAGCUGUGGGAGACCAUUGACCAGCUGUAUCUGGAGUUUGCCAAGAGAGCUGCCCCCUUCAACAACUGGAUGGACGGAGCCAUGGAGGAUCUGCAGGACAUGUUCAUUGUCCACAGCAUUGAGGAGAUCCAGAGUCUGAUCACAGCUCACGAUCAGUUCAAGGCCACUCUGCCUGAAGCCGACAAGGAGCGCAUGGCUACGAUGGGCAUCCACAAUGAAAUCCUGAAAAUCGCCCAGACCUACGGCAUCAAGCUGUCCGGAAUCAACCCGUACACCAACCUCACCCCUCAGGACAUCAGCAACAAGUGGGACACUGUGAAGCACCUGGUGCCCCUCAGAGACCAAAUGCUGCAGGAGGAAGUAGCCAGGCAGCAGGCCAACGAGAGGCUCCGACGCCAGUUUGCUGCCCAGGCCAACAUCAUUGGACCCUGGAUUCAAACCAAGAUGGAGGAGAUCAGCCACGUAUCUGUGGACAUCGCCGGCUCUCUGGAGGAACAGAUGAACAGUCUGAAGCAAUACGAGCAAAACAUCAUCAAUUACAAGUCCAACAUCGACAAGCUGGAGGGAGACCACCAGCUGAGCCAGGAGUCCCUCAUCUUCGACAACAAGCACACCAACUACACCAUGGAGCACAUCCGCGUGGGCUGGGAGCAGCUGCUCACCACCAUCGCCAGAACCAUCAACGAGGUGGAGAACCAGAUCCUGACCCGCGACGCCAAGGGCAUCAGCCAGGAGCAGCUGAACGAGUUCAGAGCUUCUUUCAAUCACUUCGACAGGAAGAGAAACGGCAUGAUGGACCCCGACGACUUCCGUGCCUGCCUCAUCUCCAUGGGCUACGAUCUGGGUGAGGUGGAGUUUGCCCGCAUCAUGACCUUGGUGGACCCCAACAACACAAGCGUAGUCACCUUCCAGGCCUUCAUCGACUUCAUGACUCGCGAGACCGCAGAGACAGACACCGCUGAACAGGUCAUGGCCUCCUUCAAGAUUCUGGCCUCAGACAAGAACUACAUCACAGUGGACGAGCUGCGUAGAGAGCUGCCACCAGAGCAGGCCGAGUACUGCAUCAGCCGCAUGACCAGGUACAUCGGACCUGACGGACCCCCCGGUGCCCUGGACUACAUCUCCUUCUCCAGCGCCCUCUACGGAGAGAGCGACUUAUAAACCCCUGAACCCCCCUUCCUCUUCAACUCGUCCCUUCUUCCCCUAUUUCUCCGGCGUGGAGAGAGAGAGAGCGAGUGAAAUCCUUCCACACGCUUUGUUCUCAUCAUUUUUUCCUCUUUCUAAUCUUCACCUUCUCUCCAUCCCCCCUUUAAAGCCCGGAGACAGGUGGGGCGGGUGACUUGGCUCAAAAUCGCCUCUCAACCGCGCUGAGAUUUUGAGCGACGCCUCCCGCCCUCUCCGUCUCUCAGAUGACAUAUUUUUGUAGAAGGGUGAUUAAAGAAGAAAACGUGAUCUAAAAAAAAAGCUGGUUGGCUUGGUUGGUUGUGUAUUUGUGCUGCUGCAUGCAAUGUUGAACUUGUCGUUUCUGUGAGUCACUGACUGCGUCACCCCAAAAACCGCCAUCAUGAAGCCACGUUGUUGGAGCUCAGAGAAGUUCAGGAUUAAACAGAGAUGAAAAGAGCAAAGCACUGUGGGUAGGUGAGGCAAGACGCUGACUCAGGAACGGUAACCGAUAUGAUAAAAGGAGCAGGGAGCCCACGUUGGGAUGUUUGAACGUGGGGGAGUUGAGGCAGGGAGAGAAGUGGAACGAUGCAGCAGAGCGACAGGAAAGUCAAGGAAGAGAAACGGAAUGUGGAACCUCAAGAGUUUGGGUUCCAUUGGAAGGUCAGCCAUGAAAACCUCCCGUGCAUGUUACAGUUUAUCUUGGCUCCACUCUCACACUGUCCCUAUCGAAACACACACAAAAAAAAAAACACAAGUGGAAAAAUAAAAAAGGAAAACUCUGUUA
Molecule: messenger RNA, 3730 nt
Organism: Synchiropus splendidus (mandarinfish)
Lineage: Eukaryota; Metazoa; Chordata; Actinopteri; Syngnathiformes; Callionymidae
Gene: actn3b
Product: actinin alpha 3b
Exons: 21
Coding region: 250-2943 (897 amino acids)
Biological process (GO): muscle cell development; actin cytoskeleton organization
Cellular component (GO): cell projection; cell junction; Z disc
Molecular function (GO): actin filament binding; calcium ion binding
Source: RefSeq, a predicted model, not a curated record